Molecule: messenger RNA, 1130 nt
Organism: Pyricularia oryzae 70-15
Lineage: Eukaryota; Fungi; Ascomycota; Sordariomycetes; Magnaporthales; Pyriculariaceae
Exons: 2
Coding region: 99-650 (183 amino acids)
Molecular function (GO): magnesium ion binding; holo-[acyl-carrier-protein] synthase activity
Source: RefSeq, a predicted model, not a curated record
CGUUCUCCAACCAAAACACCACGCAUAUCUACCGACCUUAGGUAAGGUACGCUCAUUAUAGCUGGCGAGGGCAGACCCAGGGGCACCCUAGUUUAUCAAUGCCCGGCGCGACAGCUGCUGCAGCCAUGACGCUGCGGCGGCAAUUCUGCUUCCCUCUGUCGCUGGGGACAGACAUCUGCAACAUCCCCAGGAUCCGUAGGAUUCUCGACGGGCCGCAGCGUGAUAGAUUCAUCCGACGCGUCCUCUUGCCAGAAGAGCGAGGCCGGGUGUAUAAUUACCUAAACACCACUCCGGGCCAGGUUUCAAGGACAGCCGUGGCGUCGGAUGUGGAGCUCGGACGCCGAAAGGCCUCCGAGUUUCUGGCUGGCCGAUUUGCCGCCAAGGAAGCCGUCAUCAAGGCGCACCCUCACCUGCGCAUCUCGUUUGAAGACAUCACCAUAGCGCCCAGGCAGCCGGACCCAAAGGAGGCGGGAAACGCGGCCGUCAACGCCGGCGGUGGCGGUUCCGGCGGAGGGCCGCCCGUGGCUCUGAUACGCCACAUUGAGGACGGGCGCGAGGUCGUGCAGGAGGCCCUGGUCAGCAUCAGUCACGACGCCGACUACUCCACCGCCGUCUGCAUGGGCAUGACGGACGGGGAUGGGAGGAAUUGAGUGUCGGAGGUCGAGGCGUUAGUUCUUCGCCCGCGAGCAAUGGUGCAUGCACACCUUUAUCGACGAGUCGACACGAGUCUCGGCAUUAUCGCUGCGGAACUGCCAUACAGAUCACGCAGGCAGGACGUGAGUGGUGGAUGUUGCCGCUCACUCGAGCGUCCGUGAUCUAUCAGUUACUACUUCUAAGAGCUAUAUUGGGGGGCAAAGGGACGAAAAGCCAUAAUUCCCUGGAUUGAAAGAUGUCCCCAACCAACCUGUGAAUGGAGGUUACCCACGUAAUGUUUUGAUGGGUGGGCAAGAUGCCAAAUAUGUAAUGUUACAAUGUAUCAUCGAAUAUAAGACUAGUGUAGUGUAACGUGCCUGACAUGAAAGUAAGUCGAAAAAGACAGGAUAAGAUUUACAACACAGAUACAGGAUGUGAUCGUCCGACUUUCAACCGCUAAAUUAACAGUCUAUAGAGAAGUGUAAGGGGUAUCAGAA